AUGGGUUGCGUUUCUUCCAAUCUCUUCAACCACGACGAUGACUUCUCCCAGCUCGGCAGCUCCGCCUUGAGCCCCCACAUCGUCUCCCUCACCUCCUCCACCUACGGCCUCCUCACCCUCGACCCCCCACCCCCACCCCCACCCACACCCACACCCACACCCACCAGCCCACCUUCUCGAUUCACAUUGGGUUCCAUCUUUCCCACCUCCCUCUCAGAGCCCAGAUUGCUCUGGUCCAACCCGAAGUCAUCAACUCUUGGGAGCUCAUGGCCGGCCUCGACACCAACAGAUUUCAGUUUUCACUGCUCCCACCGUCGAAGCCCUUCUCGAUUCGAACUUCAAAAACCACAUACCACUUGUCCAGACGAGGUCGCGCUGCGAACUGUCGGUGGGGAGCGGCGGAGGUGGGCUGAGCAGCCAUCUCCGAGCCUGAGCAAAAACGAAGAAGAAGAAGAGAAGAAAAUAAGGGAGAGAAGAUCGUGA
Messenger RNA from Rosa rugosa (rugosa rose), 483 nucleotides. RefSeq lists its product as uncharacterized. NCBI's taxonomy places the organism in Eukaryota, Viridiplantae, Streptophyta, Magnoliopsida, Rosales, Rosaceae. The transcript has a single exon. The record is from RefSeq and is a predicted model, not a curated record. Bases 1 to 483 code for a protein of 160 amino acids.